Molecule: messenger RNA, 954 nt
Organism: Prunus armeniaca (apricot)
Lineage: Eukaryota; Viridiplantae; Streptophyta; Magnoliopsida; Rosales; Rosaceae
Source: the annotation of a GenBank genome assembly
AUGUCUAACAAAUUCAAGAAUAAGUUAGGUGAAGGAGGCUUUGGCACGGUAUUUAAAGGAAAAUUACGCAGCGGCCGUUCUGGAGCAAUUAAGAUGUUGGGCAAGUCCAAAGCUAAUGGGGAAGAUUUCAUUAGUGAGGUAGCUACCAUUGGAAGGAUUCACCAUUUUAAUGUGGUGCAACUUGUUGGUUAUUGUGUUGAGGGCUCAAAGCGCGCUUUAGUAUAUGAGUUCAUGCAAAAUGGAUCUCUUGAUAAAUACAUUUAUUCCAAAGAAGGGAGUAACUUGCUAAGUUACAAGAAAAUGUAUGAUAUUUCACUUGGAGUAGCUCGAGGAAUUGAAUAUCUACACCAAGGUUGUGACAUGCAAAUUUUACAUUUUGAUAUCAAGCCUCAUAACAUCCUUCUUGACGAAAAUUUCGUUCCAAAGAUUUCUGACUUUGGGCUUGCGAAAUUAUAUCCUACGGAUAAUAGUAUUGUCUCGUUAACGGCAGCAAGGGGAACAAUGGGUUACAUGGCUCCUGAGUUGUUCUACAAAAAUAUUGGUGGCGUCUCAUACAAAGCUGAUGUCUAUAGCUUUGGAAUGCUAUUGAUGGAAAUGGGAAGCAGACGAAAGAAUUUAAAUGCACGUGCAGAGCAUUCAAGCCAAAUUUACUUCCCCUCAUGGGUGUACGAUCAGUAUAAGGAGGGAAAGGAGUUGGAGAUGGAGGAUAUAACAGAGGAAGAAAAGAAAAUCAUAAAAAAGAUGGUUAUAACUGCCCUGUGGUGUAUUCAAAUGAAGCCAAGUGAUCGUCCGGCAAUGAACGAAGUUAUAAAGAUGCUCGAAGGAGACGUUGAAAGCCUACAAAUGCCUCCUAAGCCUUUUCUGUGCCCUCAAGAGAUGCCUGUAGAUAUUCAUGAUAAUUUGAACCAUACAUGUUCUAACAUGGAGUUGACGUGUACUCUGUCACCUAGGUGA